This is a messenger RNA of Mesorhabditis spiculigera, 1827 nucleotides long. The record is from the annotation of a GenBank genome assembly. Lineage: Eukaryota; Metazoa; Nematoda; Chromadorea; Rhabditida; Rhabditidae.
AUGGACGACGCGGAGACGGAGAAGCUGUUUGCGCAAUGUGAUCGAGGUCGGAAGGGUUAUUUGACGGAGGGCGACUUGAGAGCUGUCUGUCCACAGCUUGACCCACAGGAUAUCGCCUUCAUUUUCGCCUCUUUGGACACGGAUGGAAGUGGGAGAAUCGAGAAGGAGGAAUUUGUGGCGGGUUUCUUUGAGACGCUAGCCAAGGCCGAGCAGCACGGCUGUAACGGAGUUAUGGCCCGGGCCUCAGCCACGGAAAUAGUCUACGAGUCCGACGUGCCGAACAGCUUGGUGGCUGAAGCCGUGCCACAUCGCAGAAGUCCCUAUUUGGAGGAUUCAUACUGUUCCGAGAGCGAUUCACAGCGUAUCGACUUCAAUAUGCCUUGCCAAGACGAGGUCAUAGCUCUGUAUUCCCAGCUUCAAAAUGCCGGAAUGCCGGCCCUUCUCGGGAAAUUCGAGCGGGUCGUCGGCAAAUUUUGUCGUGAGAUCAACACGCAUAAGGAGGAGAAUGAGAGGCUUCAGCACAUCUACCACAGCGAGAAGGAAAUGUAUAACAGACGGAUGGAAGACAUCGAAUCGGAGAUUGACGAGCAGCUAUCUAUUGCUGAGCAAAAGGCGCGGCAGGAGGAACGGGAACGGCUGGAGAAGGAAAAGACGGCAAUGCGCGAAAAGAUGGAAAUGGAAAUGCGCGAGAUGCGCGACAAUAUUGAACGGCUGCAGCGGGUUGAAGCUAUGCUGGAGCGUGAGAGCCAGCGCAAGGGGGCUGCCAUAGAAUUGCGCACCCAAUUGCAUGAGUUGUCGACGGAAAAUGUGGACCUGCGGCGAAAUCUGGCUGAAAAUCACCUUGAACUGGCCGCACAAACCCGCGCCGACUAUGACACAAAACGGAUGCAACUCGCCUCGGAGAUGGAGCGGGAGCGAGCCUCACACUCUGACUCGGAACAAGUGCAUAAGCAGCUGCAGCUUUUAUUUGACGCCAAUCGUAAGCUUGCCGAGACGAAUGAGAGCCUUCGCCAUGCGCUCGAUCGCAGGAAGAGCAUCGCGCAUGAAUUUCAUUUGCGUUCCCCAUCGCCAGCUGUUACGCCAGGAAGCCGUCGACCAAUGGAUCGAUCAGGGGCUCAACUCUUCAGCCCUGCUACGUUCUCGCGAGCUUCCGACGAAGAAGAUAGUGGCCUCGCGGUGGGUUACGAAAGUAGUGAUGUUGAUGACAGGCCGAUUCUGAUGCAGGAUGUGCCAUCAGGGGCGACAGCCGAGCGGACGUUCCGUGUCGUGAUGUGUGGGGAUGCGGCGGUGGGCAAAAGCUCGCUGGUCAACCGGAUUGUCAACGGUCAAUUCAACAACAAUCUCCCGUCGACACUUGGCGUCGAUUUCCACGUGAAGACGGUUUGUACGGAGGGGAAGAUUGUCGCUCUGCAGCUGUGGGACACGGCUGGCCAGGAGCGAUUCAGAUCGUUGUGUAAGUCGUACUUUCGGCGGGCAGAUGGUGCGAUUCUUGUAUACGAUGUCUCCAGCGAACAGUCGUUUCUUCGGGUGCGCCAUUGGAUGGAAACGAUACAGGAAGCUGUCGAGCGCCCGAUUCCAAUUGUGAUGCUGGCCAACAAAUGUGAUCUGCGCCAGGCGGGCCGUGGUGAAAUCUCGGCCACCCAGGGAUCAUCACUAGCAUCGAAAAUGGGAGUGCUUUUCGCGGAAACGAGUGCCCUCGACGGGUCCAAUGUGGAAGCAGUGGUGCACACGUUGACCAAGGAAAUGCUGGCCGUUGAGGAUGUUGAGGUGAAGGCCAGCGGCGUCGUGCUGACGAAGGGGCCGCAGAAGAAGAACAAGUGCUGUGGA